Messenger RNA from Diatraea saccharalis (sugarcane borer), 1107 nucleotides. The record is from the annotation of a GenBank genome assembly. NCBI's taxonomy places the organism in Eukaryota, Metazoa, Arthropoda, Insecta, Lepidoptera, Crambidae.
AUGAUCGAAGACAAAAAAGAAGGACGAAAUCAGCAACUUACGAAUCCUCACCUCAAAAAUGACCAUAUAUUAACUGUGUUAAUAUGUGCAAUUUCAAUACCGUUGUCAAUGUCUAUGUGGAUAUUAAAUAUUAUUUAUUCCAAGUUUUCACAAGACGGAGAAGGACACGACGGUAUUAUUUUGAAUUUGCCAAGUCAGAAAAUAAAUAAAAAAAUAAUAAUUUCAGAACCAGUGGUAAUAUCACCUGCAAGAUGGAUGGUGUCAUGUUUUAUACCCUUAUUGAUGGCAGUUUAUGGCUAUAGAAGGAAAAGUGUUAACUUUGGUGGUGCGUGCUUAGGUUUUGGUGUGGGUCUAGUGCUCACAUUAAGUAGUUACUGUUUCUUGGCAGCUCUUAUUACUUUCUUUAUCACAUCAUCAAGAGCAACGAAAAUAGGUUCUAAUAUCAAGAAAAAAAUUGAAGAAGAAUUUAAAGAAGGUGGCCAAAGGAAUUGGAUACAAGUACUUUGUAAUGGUGGCAUGGCUACUCAACUAGGAUUAUUGUACUUAUUAGAUGUUGGUGCUACUGAAAGGCCUAUAGAUUUUAUUAAAGAUUACAGAGCAUCUUGGCUCUCAAUAGGUGUACUUGGCUCAUUUGCCUGCAGCAAUGGUGAUACCUGGGCAUCAGAGUUGGGUAGUGUCUUUGCAAAAACUGAUCCCUUUCUAGUAACAUCAUGGAAAAGAGUUCCAAAAGGAACAAAUGGUGGAGUCUCACUUCUAGGAACAUUAUUCAGUGCUGCUGGAGGGCUUAUCAUAGGCAUAUCAUAUUAUGUUGCAAUAAUUUAUUUUUCUGAUAAAGCUUUAUGGGCUAAUGCUCCUCCUCAAUGGCCCGUGAUUGUGUUUGGAGGUUUUGCUGGGUUUCUUGGCAGCUUAAUAGAUUCUUUGAUGGGAGCAACUUUACAAUAUUCUGGUUUAGAUAAAGAUGGAAAAAUCGUAUCACAUUCCAGUCUCACAAUUAAACAUAUUAGUGGUAGAAAUAUCCUUGACAAUCAUAGUGUAAAUCUCAUUUCGACUGUCAUUAUGGGUCUUCUUAUGCCCACUUUAUGUAAAUGUUUGUGGCCCCUAUUUUAA